Messenger RNA from Apis mellifera (honey bee), 1755 nucleotides. It is a transcript of the gene MFS10, whose product is annotated as sialin. The coding region runs from base 240 to 1730 and encodes 496 amino acids. The transcript has 7 exons. Gene Ontology annotation, biological process: monoatomic anion transport; transmembrane transport. The record is from RefSeq and is a predicted model, not a curated record. NCBI's taxonomy places the organism in Eukaryota, Metazoa, Arthropoda, Insecta, Hymenoptera, Apidae. Gene Ontology annotation, molecular function: transmembrane transporter activity.
GACGUGAGCGCGCAGCAAUUCGCGCCAGCGAUGAUGACAGCAGACGACAAUUUACUUGAUACGCAUCAUAUCACAUUAAAAUUUCACACAAUUUUUUAUUAAAUUACAUAUCAUUCUACUAUCAUAUCAAUGCUAUAAAUGAAAAAAAUAUAAUUAUAUAUAAAUAAAAUAUAUCUUUAAUGGUUAAAAUUUAAUGAAUUCUUUGUGAAAGUAUUAAGUGUUAAAAAAAAGCGCACAACAUGGAAGUAUUAGAUCCUAGUAUCUCGAGAGAUGAUCAGCCUUUGUGUGUUAAUGAUUUUUUGGAAAAAGUUACUAUACCAGAUAUUCCACCUGAUACAAAAUCAUGCAUAAAAGCAAGGCAUACAUUAGGUUUUUUAGGAUUUCUAGGAUUUGCACUUGUGUAUGCCAUGAGAGUGAAUUUAUCUGUGGCUAUUGUUUCAAUGGUUAAUCAAACAGCAGUACCACAUAGUGAUGAUAAUGAUACCACAGAUGUUUGUCCUAAAGAAAAACCAAUUAAUGGAACAUUUAUACCAAGUGCAGGAGAAUUUAAUUGGGAUGAAAAAAUACAAGGUAUUAUAUUGGGUGCUUUUUUCAUUGGUUAUGUAACUACAAAUGUUCCUGGUGGUAGAAUGGCAGAAAAAUUUGGUGGAAAACUCAUAUAUGGAUUAGGAGUAUUUCUGACUGCUGUAUUGACUGUAAUUAGUCCUUUUGCAGCUUAUUUAGGAUUGAUACCAUUCUUAGCUGUACGGGUAGCAGAAGGAUUUACAGAGGGUGUUACAUUCCCUGCAAUGCAUAGCAUGUUAGCACUCUGGGUACCUCCUUUAGAAAGAAGCAAAUUUGCUGCUGUAGUAUAUGCAGGUGCAAAUUUUGGAACUGUCAUAUCUUUACCAGUAAGUGGAUGGCUUUGUUCAUUAGAAUUUUGGGGUGGAUGGCCUCUUGCAUUUUAUUUAUUUGGAGGGCUUGGUAUUAUAUGGUACGCGUUUUGGCUAAUUUUUGUGUUUGAUACACCUGCACAACAUACAAAAAUUGAUCCUUUAGAAAGAGCAUAUAUUGAAGCUACUGUAGAAAAAAAAGAGGAAAAUGAUACAGGAGUUCCUUGGUUAUCAAUAUUUACAUCAUUGCCCAUGUGGGCUAUAGCUAUUACACAAUGUGGACAAUCAUGGGCGUUUUAUACACUUUUGACAGAAUUACCAACAUAUAUGGAUAAAAUUUUGCAUUUCGAUGUACAACAGGAUGCAUUCUUUUCAGCACUGCCUUAUUUAAGUUCUUGGUUAGUCGGUCUCGGUAUUUCAAGUUUCGCAGAUGCUCUCCUUGCCCGUCAGAUUUUAUCUCCUUUAACAUCGUUCAAGUUAUGGAACACAGUGGCUUCAUUAGGACCCAGUCUCAGUUUUAUUGGUGCUAUUUGGGCUGAAUGUGAUCGUAUGAUGGUUAUGAUGAUGCUUGCUGGAUUAGGAUCUUUACAAGGUGCAGUUUAUGCAGGAAAUCAAAUGAAUCAUAUUGCAUUAGCACCUCGAUUUGCGGGAACUCUUUAUGGACUUACAAAUGCUGCUGCAAAUGCUUGUGGAUUUUUAGCUCCAUAUGUUAUUGGAAUGAUUGUUCAAGGACAUGAAACAUUGGCACGUUGGCAUACAGUAUUCUGGUUAGCAGCAGGAAUAAACAUGGCAACUAAUUGUUUUUAUUUAAUUUUUGCAUCUGCCACAGAACAACCAUGGAGUAGAGGUAGUAGUUGAUGACAAAAUUUCGUUACGCACGAAA